AUGGCCCAAUGUGAGUGGAAAUAUAGCUAAAUGAUUGGAAAUUGGACGUUUGCAGGGGGAUACUACAGUCCGUAUGGAGGGUAUGGAGGGUACGGUGGAUACGGUAGUUACUACCCCAGCUACUCGUAUUCAUAUUAUCCGAGUUACGGAUACAAUUACGGAGGAUACAACAACUAUGGGUACGGUGGAUACGGCGGGUACGGUUGGUGCGGAAUCCGAUGUCGCCGCUUUCAACGCCGUCUCAUGUGGGCUCAGAUGAUGAAUCCGUACAUGUAUGGCUAA
Molecule: messenger RNA, 282 nt
Organism: Caenorhabditis sp. 36 PRJEB53466
Lineage: Eukaryota; Metazoa; Nematoda; Chromadorea; Rhabditida; Rhabditidae
Source: the annotation of a GenBank genome assembly